Messenger RNA from Aspergillus thermomutatus, 1260 nucleotides. Its product is annotated as serine hydrolase domain-containing protein. The transcript is spliced from 3 exons. The record is from RefSeq and is a predicted model, not a curated record. Lineage: Eukaryota; Fungi; Ascomycota; Eurotiomycetes; Eurotiales; Aspergillaceae. The coding region runs from base 1 to 1260 and encodes 419 amino acids.
AUGCCCAAGACAAUGGAUUCGGACUCUGAAUCAUAUGAGAAAACAGGGGGAAAACCCUCAAAGGACAUCCUUGAGCCCGCCGUCCUCUUUUUGUCAGGUCAAUCUGUCCUCGCUGAGGCUGCAACUUCAACCCCACUUUACCAAUUAAACAGUGACAUCAGGUCAAUCUCGAACAAGGACUCGUCUGUGGCAUUCGGAAGAGUCGAGCACGAUGUACCUGAGCUCGAGAUCGAGAUCAAGGGCGUCACUGCUGGCACACCGCAAGAAAUAUAUGACACGAAAAAGGCUACCGAGAAGCUUGCUGCUCAGGCCCCCUGGUGGAUUCCGGGUGAGAGCAGCGGAUACCAUCUCACAAAUCAAGGUCACCUUGUCGGUGAAAUCAUUCGACGUAUAACUGGCAAGCCGCUUGAACAGUUUGUGGCCGACGAAAUCACAGGUCCCUUGGGAGCUGAUUUUCAGUACGGAGUACCAGAAGAGCAUUGGUCACGCACAGCGGAUGUCAUCUCACCUCCAGCGCUCCCGUUCAGCGAGCUGGAUCCGCAAAGUAUUACGGCAAAGGCGAUCGCGGGCUCGCCUUUUCCCGCUGAGGCUUCUAUGACUCCGGGUUCCAGAAAAACCGUGUCCGGUGCGAACAAUGGAUUUUCCAAUGCGCGCGCAUUGGCCCGAAUUGGGUCUAUAGUCUCUCUGGAUGGCAUUCUCGAUGAGAACAAACGAAUCAUCUCAGCGAGUACCGUUGAGAAAAUGCUCACGGAGCAGAUUAAGGGAACGGAUAUUGUCACCUUUGAUUUUCUGCGAUUUGGUCUUGGUGUAGCUCUGCCAGCACCGCAAACUUGUGCCUGGAUUCCUGAGGGACGAAUUGGCUUCUGGGGAGGCUGGGGAGGAUCAAUGAUCAUCAUGGACCGUGACCGACGCAUGACUAUCGGCUACGUGAUGAACAACAUGUCUGGUAGCGGCACUCUGGGUAAUGACAACACCGAAGCUAUUUUUGCGUCUAAGUCUAGUCGUGUUUUGGUAGAUGGCUGCGCUUGCGGCUUAGGCCGCCAAGACGCUCGGCAUGUGCUGAUCGCCUGCCCGCCCUACGCAGGGCUCCGGUUUCGCACGGUUUGGCAGCACCCACGGGAGACUGACUAUGCUCGUCUGCUUCGCGAGCCUGGGUCAGUACAACGCGCUGCUCGCUUCAUGAUUGCUACAGGGCUCCUGGGCCAGUUCCGGGGCUUACCAGACACAUUCCGGGUUAGCGAUAUGGGUGGCGACCCCUGA